Molecule: messenger RNA, 2307 nt
Organism: Meloidogyne enterolobii
Lineage: Eukaryota; Metazoa; Nematoda; Chromadorea; Rhabditida; Meloidogynidae
Source: the annotation of a GenBank genome assembly
UUUUUGGAAGAAGAAAAGAAAAUGGCACCAAAUAUGUAUAGGGUUGGAGAUUAUGUCUAUUUCGAAGCGCAACCAGCUGCACCUUUCCAUAUUCGAAGAGUUGAAGAAUUAAAUAAGACUUCAACUGGAGCAGUAGAAGCAAAAGUUACUUGUUUUUUUAGACGUCGUGAUUUGCCUGAUUCAAUUCUUAAAAUUGCUGAUCAAGCUGAGAGGCAGAAUAAAAUUUUAUCAAAACCGCGUAGAACUUUGUUAGAUUUGAAGGAAAGUGUUACUUCUUCAGCUCCUGUUCUAGAAGCUAAUGGAGGGGACUCAAAAUCUGCUAGUCCAAAAGAAAAUGGAUUGCCUGAAUCUAGUAAUGAGGCACAAAAUUCUGCAAAUUUGGACGAUGGGAAAAAAGAGUCAUGUUCUUCUCAUUCUCAAAAUAACAACGAUGAGGGCAACGUUAGCAGCAGCACAACAACUUUUUCACAUCCAAAAUGUUAUGGUUUUGCUGGUCUUCCACGUGGAGCAACAAAUCUAACUUCAGAACAAUUACAUGAAUUACGUCAAAAAGAAUUAUUUCUUUCAAGAAUUGUUGAAACAUUGCCAGCAACACAAAUUCGUGGUAAAUGUUCGGUAGUAAUAUUAAAUGAUGUGGAAACCUGUGAUAUGUAUAUUGGGAAAGAUGAUUCAUUUUUCUAUUCACUUGUUUACGAUCCUUCAAAUCAAACAUUAUUGGCAGAUAAAGGACGUAUUGAAAUUGGAAAUAGACAUCAAGCAAUAAUUCCUGAUUUGUUAAAUGAAAAAAAUAAAAAUGAUUUGGAAACAAUGGAAUGUGAUGAUGUUGAAAGUGGAAAUGGAAGAGUGGAUGAUGAUGAAGAAAAAAUGGAUGAUGAAAUUGGAAAUGAGGAAAAAAAUGGGCAUGAGGAUAAAAAAGAUGAAGAAAAACAUCAAAAUAAAAAAGCUGAAGAAGAAGAAGACGACGAUAAAGCAUCUUCAUCAUCACUAAAAGAAGCUUCCAAAAUUUCAAAAAAUUCAUCAACAAAACAUCAAUUUCAUUUUGAAGGCGAAACAAGGCGAGAAAGAUGUGUUUAUCAUCCAUACCAUAAUCUUUCAGAUUUGGAAAUUGAUCAAUUUUUAUUAAUUGCAAGAGCUGUUGGAACAUUUUCUCGAGCAUUAGACAGUUCCUCUUCUAUUAAAAUACCAACACUUCAUCAAACAGCAGCGGCAGCUUCACGAGAUAUUACACUUUUACAUGCUAUGGCUUUAUUGCAUCAAUCAAACUACGAUAUGGGAAAGGCAACAGGUUUUCUCGUCCCCCCAGCAGACAACAACCACCACUAUCCACUUGAAACAGAUAAAUUAACGUCAAAUAAAACAGCAAUUUUGGGUGGUCCAAUACUUUGUAGAGAUCAAUUAGAAGAAUGGUCAGCUUCUGAAUCAACUCUUUUUGAGGAGGGUGUUGACAGAUGUGUGAAAGAUUUUCAUGAUAUUCGGCUAGACUUUCUUCCCUGGAAAUCAAUACGCGAUAUUGUUGAAUACUACUAUAUGUGGAAGACGACUUCGCGUUAUGCUGAAAUUAAAAAAACCAAACAUACAGAUCGAGAAAAUAAACUCAAUGUAGUCUACAUUCCAAGUUAUAAUAAGCCAACAAUUAAUUUAAUUAAUUCUGCACCAACACCUUUUGAAUGUGUUAAAAGUAAUUAUCCUUGUGAAGGAUGUAAUAUAAUAGAAGCUUAUCAAUGGUAUUUGUGGGGACCAGCAAAUCAAUUGAGGCUUUGUGGUGAUUGUUGGAAUAUUUGGAAAAAGAGAGGAGGUUUAACUAAUCCUCAUGAAUUAGAUACUUUUGAUUUGGAUGGUUUAAAUGAAGGAGGACGUUCUGCUGUUAGUAGUGGUCAAGCUGGCGCGAAUCGUCAAAAUGUUAAUUCAAAGAAUUCAUCAAAUAGUGGUCCUCAACAACAGCAACAACAAACAUUGUCGACCUCAUCAAAAAAUGUUGGUGGAAGUUUAAUUCCUUCUUCAAUAUCAGGACAAAUUUUGAUUGGACAAAAAGGCCGUGUAGCUUUUUGCCUUAAUGCACCAUUAGAAACUCGAAUAGCUAGAAGGAUAGCUCCUAAACAAAUUUUUAAUGUUCGUAAAGCAGCUAGAGCACCUUUCUUUGAAUUUGAUCUGAAAACAGUUCAGGAUUAUUAUUUUUGCCGUCCAUUAUCCGACAUUUUACAAGCUGCUCGACAACUCCCACAUGGUAAUCAUAUUUCUCGUUCUGCUAUUGAACAUCUUUCAAAUUUGCACAAAAAGAGGGCUAUAAUUGCAAAUGGAGGAAAAUAA